Molecule: messenger RNA, 1401 nt
Organism: Prunus armeniaca (apricot)
Lineage: Eukaryota; Viridiplantae; Streptophyta; Magnoliopsida; Rosales; Rosaceae
Source: the annotation of a GenBank genome assembly
AUGCCUGGCAUCGAUCCCCAGAUCAUCUGCCAUCGCCUACACGUCAACCCAGCCAUCAAGCCUGUAGCGCAGAAGAGACGCAACUUCGCCCCCGAGCGAGUCGCCAUCAUUGAAGCCGAGAUCGACAAGCUUCUAGUUGCCGGUUUCAUUGAAGAAGUCUCAUACGCAGAAUGGCUGGCGAACGUUGUUCUAGUAGCAAAGAAAGAUAAAGGCCUGUGGAGAGUGUGCGUCGACUAUACUGACCUCAACAAGGCAUGUCCUAAAGAUAACUUUCCACUGCCGAGAAUUGACCAGCUCGUCGAUUCAACUUCCGGCAAUCAACUGCUAAGCUUCAUGGACGCCUACUCCGGUUACAACCAGAUCAUGAUGCAUGAAGACGACAAGGCAAAGACCUCUUUCAUCAUCGAAAGAGGUACCUACUGCUACAAGGUCAUGCCCUUUGGGCUGAAGAACGCCGGAGCAACCUACCAAAGGCUGGUGAAUAAAAUUUUCAAGGAGCAAAUUGGCAAGACUAUGGAGGUCUACGUAGACGACAUGCUAGUCAAAGCUCCCGAGCGAGCAGACCACAUCGAGAAUCUUGCCGAGGCAUUCAGCAUACUCCGAAAAUACAACAUGAAGUUGAACCCGAGCAAAUGCACAUUUGGAGUCUCGUCCGGCCGAUUCCUUGGAUACUUAGUCACCCAAAGAGGAAUUGAGGCACAUCCAAAUCAAAUCAAGGCUAUACUCAACAUGAAGUCACCUGCCACAACAAAGGAGAUACAAAGUCUAACGGGUAGGGCGGCAGCUCUCAACCGAUUCCUCUCUAGAUCUACCGACAAAUGCAGGCCAUUUUUCAAAGCCUUGAAGAAGGGACACAAGGAUAAGUGGGAUGACGAGUGUGAAGUAGCUUUUCAAAACUUGAAAACUUACCUCACUUCACCUCCAUUGCUCUCAAAGCCGAUACCAGGCGAAGACUUGUACAUCUACCUAGCGGUGUCCGACUCAGCUGUCAGCUCAGCUCUCAUCCGAGAAGAGCUGGGGGCACAACAUCCGGUAUUCUACACUUCAAAAGCUCUCCUCGAUGCAGAGACUCGCUAUCCGAAAAUGGAGAAGCUCAUUUUUUCGCUUGUGGUUUCUGCGAGAAAGUUAAGGCCAUACUAUCAAGCACACCGGAUAAUUGUCAUAACAGAAUUUCCUUUGAGAUCGAUCCUUCACAGCCCCGACGCUUCUCAGCGACUCAUGAAAUGGGCUAUCGAACUCAGUCAAUACGACCUCCUCUACCGGCCGAAGACUGCUAUAAAAGCCCAAGCUUUAGCAGAUUUUGUUGUAGAGUUUACUCCGACAGCCGAAGAAGAGAAGAUGGUUACGAAAAGCAAGGAAAAAGCGGACGACACCUCCCCCCACCGAUUCGAACCUACCUAA